Molecule: messenger RNA, 975 nt
Organism: Phytophthora sojae
Lineage: Eukaryota; Oomycota; Peronosporomycetes; Peronosporales; Peronosporaceae
Exons: 3
Coding region: 1-975 (324 amino acids)
Biological process (GO): protein depalmitoylation
Cellular component (GO): cytoplasm
Molecular function (GO): carboxylic ester hydrolase activity; palmitoyl-(protein) hydrolase activity
Source: RefSeq, a predicted model, not a curated record
AUGGAGGAGCUGGUGGUGCGAGUGCAUGAGGCGGCGCGGCUUGCUCUGGUGCGCGGCUCGAAUGGCAGAACGCGCUGGGUUCCGUACUCGUCGCCUGACGAUGGUGAAGCAGCUCCGUCCAGCUCGCGGUCGUCGCCGAUAACGCUGCAGCCCAAGGCGGCUCCUGUGAGUGGCGGCGGGCGCCUGGACUUGGACGCGUCCUGCUUCCCAGGCAGACCGCACUUCCGCCUCGUGCCGGCCGACAAAAGGGCCCCGCCAGCGCAAAACUUGCUGCUGUUUCUGCACGGCCGCGGCGACUCCCACGAGCCGUUCGCUCGGCUCGGAGAGCAAAUGGCGCUGCCCCAAACAGCGGUCCUCUCGCUUCGAGCCCCUCGAGAGCUGCCCUUUGGUCUGGGAUUCACGUGGAUGGACGACCUGAACGCUGACGGCGACGUGAUCCCACCUGACAUUCCGCACAAGCAGCGCAGCGAAAGCCUUCAGGCGGCUCGGGACUACGUGUGGAGCUUCCUGAGUGUGCUGCACGACAAGUACGGCUGGAGCUACUCUCGACUGUUCGUGUUCGCCUUCUCACAAGGAGCGUGUGUCGCCUUCCACGUGGCGAUGAGUUUGCCGCGCGACGUGCGGUUGGGAGGCGUCGUGGUAGUGUCCGGCGGCGCCACUGUCGGACCACAUGAAGAUUACUUAGCUGCUGAGAACGGAGGUGGCGCCGCUACGCCGAUGCUUCAAGUCACUGGAGCAGCAGAUGCGGUCUACCCCGUUGCACUCGCUGAGCGUUCGCGUAGGGAAUUCAAAAGGCGGCACCCGCAGAAAGCAGCGGCGGAGCUAUUCACGAGCGUCAUGCGGCCUCACAAAGGGCACGCUAUGAUUGACUCGCGCGAGGACAUGCAGCACGUGAUGCGCUUUUUCUCCAAGCACCUGUACCUACGCAACGUCGAGUUGGAGAACCGCAGCGACGUUAUCGAGCUCCAGACGUGA